UUAUUUGCUUUCCCUACACUUUUAAGAUGUUGUAAUGGGUUAAGAUUAAAACUAGAUAUGGAUUAUUUUGCUUUAAUGAAAGAAAAACAGCAGAAAUUACUUCAUAUGAAUGUGUUCUAAUAGAGGUUGUUAAGGAAGUGAAAUGUCAUACUUCCUGUAUCCAUAGCAACAAGUAUAUGAGUGUGUGUAUGCAGAUGUGUGAGUGUGUUCACCGAAAAAAAAUCAUGAAAAAAGGACGUGUUGUUUUUGUGACUAUAUAAUGUUAUGGUUUGAACACAGUCAUUGCUGCAUCUCGGCUGAAGACUUUAUGCUAUUUUCUUUUAGUUAUUAUUUUCUUAUGAGUUAUUGUUUGAAUAAAGCGAAACCAUUUCAUAUUGUGAUGCGUUUAACAUCUUUUAAACAAGUCUCUGAGUAAUUUAUUAAGAGUAAAGUUAUUAUUUUAUUUUGUUCCUGAUCCUGUAUUAUGAACUGGACUCUGGUGGGAAGAAGUACAGAAGUCUCUCCUGCAUCUGAUUAAUAACAGAGGAAGUGGAGGGAGACUAGAGCUAAACGCGACAAAGAAAGUGUGACUAAAUAAGGAAGAAUUGAGCUGGAGGACACGAUUUAACACUUCCAGCCGACAGUAGAGUUUCUCGUGACUUUACUACAGAUCAGUCUCUCAUCAGCUCAUCUGUCAUUUUAUUACUGAACCAGUUCGGAAGAGUUUGUCUUCAUAUUUGUGAACUGAAAUCAAUGAAGAUGUUUCACAGAUUCUGGUUCUGUUUGUGUUUCUGGCGUCUGGUUGGUGUGUUUGGUGAAACGUACGUGAAAAUCGGACAUUCAGUCACUCUUAACUCUGGUCUUUCUAAAAUGAUGGAUAAUGAUCUGAUUCAGUGGGAGUGUGAAUAUGGUCUAAUCGCUGAAAUCAAUGUGACGGCCGACAGAUUCUCUGUAUAUGAUGAUGUUCCUGACGGGAUAUUCAGAGACAGACUGAAGCUGGACAAACAAACUGGAUCUCUGACCAUCACAAACAUCACAACUGAACAUGCUGGAUAUUAUGAAGUAGAGACCAAAACUGUGAGCGAGAGUUUCUGGCUCCGUGUCUAUGAUGAAAUAUCAGUGAAGGAGGGAGAUUCAGUCACUCUGAACUCUGAUCUUACUGAAAUAGAUUAUGAUCGGAUUCGGUGGGAGUUUGAAGACAGUUUAAUAGCUAAAAUCUAUGAAUGGGAUGACAGUGUCUCUGUAAAUGAUGAUGUUCUUGACGGGAGAUUCAGAGACAGACUGAAGCUGGACAAUCAAACUGGAUCUCUGACCAUCACAAACAUCUCAACUGAACAUGCUGGACGUUAUGAACUCGUGAUCUACCGUAGGAGCAGAAUGAGGAAAACGUUCUUUCUCAAUGCUGUCAAUGAUGAAAUAUCAGUGAAGAAGGGAGAUUCAGUCACUCUGAACUCUGAUCUUACUGAAAUAAUGAAUGGUGUUUCAAUAGAGUGGAGGUUUGGAGCUGAAAUCACUUUAUUAGCUCGGAUCAGUAGAAGGGAUGAUGGACUCUCUGUAUAUGAGAAUGUUCUUGAUGAGAGAUUCAGAGACAGACUGAAGCUGGACAAUCAAACUGGAUCUCUGACCAUCACAAACAUCUCAACUGAACAUGCUGGACGUUAUUUACUACAUUUAGGACCAAAACAUUUGAAUCUAAACCAGUCAUUAAAAGCUUUCACUGUUUCUGUCUAUGACUCUGUCCACUGCUGUGGUUCUACUGAAGCUGUGAUCCGAUUGGUCCUCUCUGCUCUGGUGGGCGUGGCUACUGUCAUUCUUCUGGUUUAUGACAUCAGAUCCAGAAGAGCUGAUCAAGAUCAAACACAGAUUCACACAUCAGGUAUUGAAAUCAUAAGGAGACGCUGAACUCUAAAACCACUUUAAGUGUGUUUUGUGUGGUUUGUCACAUUAAUAUAGAUAACUAAAAGUUGCUUUGCUUGUAUUAUUCAUUAUAUCAGGUUUUCAUAUUUGAUUCAGGGUUUAAGGGCUUUUAAAAUGUAAUUCUAUAAUAAUGUUUUUUAUUGUACAGAUGCAGUUUAAAAGCUUGUUGAUUAUAUUUCUCUCAGAUUAGACUCUGAUCUCACUGUACUAUUCAUUUGUCUUCUGUAUUUGCUUGCCUUUAUCAAUAAAGUUUUCUCA
This is a messenger RNA of Carassius gibelio (silver crucian carp), 2154 nucleotides long. RefSeq lists its product as uncharacterized. The transcript has 7 exons. The record is from RefSeq and is a predicted model, not a curated record. The coding region runs from base 733 to 1881 and encodes 382 amino acids. NCBI's taxonomy places the organism in Eukaryota, Metazoa, Chordata, Actinopteri, Cypriniformes, Cyprinidae.